AUGUAUCAGAAAAGUAGGCAGGAAAUACCCCCACCCAAUUUUGUAGUCAAUGAAAGAGAAGAAUUUUUAAAUAUAUUUAAUUAUAAGAAUGUCAAGUGCUUCAGGUCCUGUAACUACAUCUACAUUGGGCAAUUUAAAAAGGAGAACGACCCGCAUGGAAGAAGAGAAAACGACCAUGAUUUGGUGUGCAAAAAAGAUGAAGAUAUUAAAAAAAUCGAAACGAAAGAAUUCACAUCGGUUAGGGAAAAAUUAGACAAAAAAAAGAAAAAAAAAUGCAGUAAAUAUAUAAAAGAUGGCUAUGGAAUUUUAAUAACGUUAAGGAGGAACACCUUUGGUCAGGAAGUAAUUGUAAACAAGUUCAUUGGUAAAUGGGAAAAUAAUAAAAAAAACGGAUUGGGAUUUAAUUUAUAUUUAAAUAGGAAUGUCUAUUACGGGUAUUAUGAGGAUAAUAAAAAAAAUGGAUGGGGCCACUUCGAAUGGAGAGACACUCAGUCAUAUUAUGAAGGGAACUGGGUUAACAACCAAAUGAAUGGCAAAGGUACAUAUAAAAGUAAAACAUUUUUAUUCGAUGGAGAUUUUUAUAGUAAUAAAUUUCUGAACUCGUCUGGGGAAUGGAUAGAUGUGAUAGCCAUGGAAGAGGAAAAAAAAAGUGUGAGCCUUCUCAGCAGAUAUGUAAUUAGUGGUGACGACAUGGUCUAUUUAGUUUGCCUCCCUUUUGAUUUCUUAAAAAAUAAUUUAAAAAAAAUUGCAGACCUUAUUAAGUACAAAUAUAACAAGGUUCCUUUUUUCAUGUGUUCCAAGGGCUUUAUCGAAAUGAACAGAAGUUUUAACUUGUCUAAAUUUAUAUUCUUAAGUUAUUAUUUUGGUUGUGACAAUCCAUUUUUCGAGGAGAGCAAUUAUCAGUUUCUCUUCGACGGUGUACAAAAUGAGGAGGGAAAAAGAAGCGAGGGGGGGGAUUCAAAAGUAGGCCUGAAGGAUUCGAAUUUGAAGUCAUCCCGAAGUGGCACCCCUUCGAAUUCUGCUGAAGAAGUAGAAGGUGACAGCAGUUCAGGGGAGUCUAGUUGUUUCAGCGAUUCUAAAAAGUCGGAUGAAUCUUCCAGCUCUGGAGCGACUAGUUCUUCGGAUUUGUCAAGCGGGGAGAACGGAGGGAGCCAAGGGAGUGAUAAAGAUGGAAUGCCCCCAUCUAACUCCUCCAAUUGGUCAAACGGGCGUGCUCAUUCCAACCACUCCAACGCGUCUGCCUCUUCGCAGCUCUCCAGCUUGUCUGCCAUCACCAACAGCUGGUGCAGUUCAAAGUGGACGGGCGAGCCCCAUGACGAUUUAUACCACUCAAAAAGUGAAUCCCUGAAUAAUGUCGAUAUGAUCAGAAAUGAAAGCAAAGGCAGUAACGAGAGUGACUUGAAGGAGUAUAUAAAGAAUGCGAAUAAAUCGAAGGACCUUAAGGAGGAAACCUUAGCAGAAGCGCCACCCAAGUUUAGUAACAACUGCAAAAAUGGAAUGGAGCUAAACUCAGACAGAUGCAAUGAAGAUAUCUGCUACGAGAUGGAAGAAAGGAAAAAGAACGAAAUGUAUCAACUGAUGAAGAAGUACGUUAAUAUUUAUGCUAAUUCGGAAGACACUUCCAGUGAGUAUUCGAUAAGGUCCAGCGAAACCGAAAGCUCCGAUGAAGGGGGAGGUUUCCUCAAAGUGGAAAGUAAGCAGCAUUUUGAUCAAACGAAGCAUGUUCAGAACGAACAAUCAGGAGGUAUUAAACAUACAGAUGGGAAGGAAACAGUGGGAGAAAAUGCGAACCAAGAAGUAAAUAACCCAUCGUCAGGUGAAAAUAAUACGUGUGACUUGAACCCCUCGGAAAGUGGUGCCCACCUUAAUAUGCGAAAAAAAAAAAUCGAGAAGGAAUUAGAAAAGAUAAAAAUAGACACCAAAUUUUUGGAAAAACUAAAAAAUUGCAAUUUGACAUGCAUACACAAGAUAAAGCAUAAAAUGGCAACGUCCAUGAUGCUCAAGUAUCCAUUCAUUUUUAGCUUAAGCAUAAGUGAAGACAAGAACAAGUAUAAAACUAUAACUGAGGAAUUCCUUUUAGAGAGUUGCACAAUCCCUACGAUGUGGUUAUUACAGAAUUAUUUUGGAGCCACAGAAAAUAAAUUACCAGAAAAAAUUUUUUUCCCUCCCUUUUUCGAUUUUUACAAUUCAAAUAUGAACAUGUCUAUGCGCCCCCAUUUUCAGAAUCCCCAACAUAAUGACGAAGUGGACAAUUUUAAUGGUAGCGAAAUUUCGCCGUUGAAUUUUUUCCUCAUCACAGAUUUGUUAGUAGGGCACACAAAAGAUAUCAAUCAUUUAAAAGCUUUAGUGAGGGACAAAUUUAUCAAUGUUUCAUUUUUGAGUAACUUAUUUUUUGUCAUCCUUGAAUAG
This is a messenger RNA of Plasmodium knowlesi strain H, 2409 nucleotides long. Its product is annotated as conserved Plasmodium protein, unknown function. The transcript has 3 exons. Lineage: Eukaryota; Apicomplexa; Aconoidasida; Haemosporida; Plasmodiidae. The coding region runs from base 1 to 2409 and encodes 802 amino acids. The record is from RefSeq and is a predicted model, not a curated record.